GAGGCUGAGGAGAACCAGAGAGACUGCGAGGGUGUGAGAGAGAGGAUUUAUCUGAUCUGGAGGAUGUCUUAUUACGAACACAUUAUAUUUGAGGAUGAGUUCCUCAAUGACAACACGACCGAGUUUGGCUCCGGAGACAUCGGCGCUGAUUUUGAGACGCCAUGCAACCGCGAGGGAAACCAGGACCUGCAGAGGAUUUUGCUUCCCACUUUGUACGGUGUGAUCUUCGCGCUGGGGCUUGUGGGCAACGGGCUGGUGGUGGUGGUGAUGGGGUGCCAGAGAAAGUCGCGCACCAUGACUGACCGCUACCGGCUGCACCUGUCCGUGGCCGACCUGCUGUUCGUGCUGUCGCUGCCGUUCUGGGCGGUGGACGCGGCGAGCGGCUGGCGCUUCGGUGGCUUCAUGUGCGUGCUUGUGCACAUGGUGUACACGGUGAACCUGUACGGCAGCGUGCUCCUGCUCGCCUUCAUCAGCCUGGACCGCUACCUGGCCGUGGUGCGCGCCACGAGCAGCCAGGCCACGCGUCGUCUGCUGUCCGAGCGCGUGGUGUACGUGGGUGCGUGGCUCCCCGCGGCGCUCCUCACGGCGCCCGACUUGGCCUUCGCGCGCGCCGAGGACGUCGGCGGCGCGGACGAGACGCGCGUCGUCUGCCAGCGAAUCUACCCGGUGGACACGGCGCUCGCAUGGAUGGCGGCGUUCCGCGCGCAGCACGUGCUGGUCGGCUUCGUCCUGCCCGGCCUCGUGAUCCUGGUGUGCUACUGCGUCAUCAUCGUCACGCUAUCGCGCGGCUCCAAAGGGGCGCAGAAAAGGCGCGCGCUGCGCACCACCGUGGCUCUCGUGGCGUGCUUCUUCGCGUGCUGGCUGCCUUACUGCGCGGGCAUCAUCGUGGACACGCUCCUGCAGCUCGGCGUCAUUGCGCACAGCUGCGCGCUCGAGAGCGGCCUCGAGACGUGGAUUUUCGUCACCGAGGCGCUCGCGUACUUCCACUGCUGCCUCAACCCGAUCCUUUACGCCUUCCUCGGGGUCAAGUUUAAGAAGUCGGCGCGGCGCGCGCUCACUUCCGGACGCGGAUCCAGUCUGGGAUCCAGUCUCAAGAGCCUCUCCAAGAGGAAAACAGGCAUGUCCUCGGUGUCCACAGAGUCCGAGUCAUCGAGCUUUCACUCCAGUUAACGCUCAAAAAACAGCACGUGAACUUCUCUUAGCAAUGAAAAAAAUGAAAUGAUGUAAAUAUCCACGUGGACUGAAGUGACUGAAUGGACAGGCUGAGCCUGUGCUUUAAAUGAUUUUUAGCACAUUUUUUGUGUCACAUUGCGUUAAAUGUCUUCUUUUUUUUGUUAUGAUGGACUGCGCGAUAUCACGAGAUAGCAAAAAGCUUCAAAUUAUCAUCCAUCACUCCAUCCAUCCAUAUAUCUCUUCCCUUAGCUUUCUAACACAUCUGCAAUUCCUGUCAACCUUUUCAUUUAAGAUCAUUUGUACUUUUCCAGAUGGAUACUGAGUGGUCAGAAUGCUGUUUUCAUGCAUUUACCACAUUGCUGUGUCAUAUUGUGUUAAGCUUGUGUUAGGUGUGUGUUAUAAUGAACUGCCUUAGCAUAGAAAUAUCAUCCGUCCAUCUUUCUAUCAGACCCAUCAGUUUUACAAACAGCUUUUCAUGUUCUUUUAUUUGUAUUGUCCUGAUUUGAGGUUAUAUGAGUGUCUGCUUUAAACACACUGGUUGUGUUAAAAAAAGGUUUGUUUGUCAGGUCAGGAAGCACAGAUGUGUUAACAAAAUAACACCAUGUGCAGAUUUUCUGACAUCUGUUUUAACAGCACAGCAGAUGGAAAUACCAGAAACAGACCUGUAUUGUUAUUGCUCUAAGUCUUUUUUAUUGCGUUUUUAAUUCUGCACUUAUGUAUCAUGGCUCUUAUUUAUUGUGUUUGUAAGAAAUCAGUAAAAACCCCUCAGGGGUUGAUGAGUGAGUGAGUGUUGCUGUUUUUCAUAUGAGCUGCUGCUGUGUAUAGCUGUGUUUUUGAGUCCUUUUAAUAAAAAACAAAUUUUGGUUUUUAAA
Molecule: messenger RNA, 2045 nt
Organism: Hemibagrus wyckioides
Lineage: Eukaryota; Metazoa; Chordata; Actinopteri; Siluriformes; Bagridae
Gene: cxcr4a
Product: chemokine (C-X-C motif) receptor 4a
Exons: 2
Coding region: 64-1170 (368 amino acids)
Biological process (GO): neurogenesis; brain development; immune response
Cellular component (GO): membrane
Molecular function (GO): chemokine receptor activity
Source: RefSeq, a predicted model, not a curated record